GUAAACGCUUCGACACCCAAAGUCUUCCCCUGUUGGGGGUUUCAAUUUCAUCUCUUUUCUUCUCCUACACGUUUUCCCCAAAAUCAUCUUCCAACCACUCAAAAACUCUCAGUUUGAUCCGAUUUGAUGGUUUCGAAGUCGAAAACGGCGUCGUCUGGCGGAAAGUGUUUCCCACCGGGUUUCAGGUUUCAUCCAACCGAUGAAGAGUUGGUUUUGUAUUAUUUAAAGAGGAAGAUCUGUCGUAGAUCGGUGAAGCUUGAUAUUAUUGCAGAUGUUGAUGUUUAUAAGUGGGACCCAGAAGAAUUACCUGGGCAAUCUAAGUUGAAAACCGGGGACCGACAAUGGUUCUUCUUUAGCCCGAGUAAAAAAUACGCGAAUGGCGGAAGAUCAAGCCGGGCCACAAUGAAUGGUUACUGGAAAGCUACCGGAAAAGACCGAAUCAUCAAACGAAAGUCAUCAUCAGUCGGGAUUAAAAAGACGCUAGUUUACUACCACGGUCGUGCACCCUCGGGCCAAAGGACCGAUUGGGUCAUGCACGAGUACACCAUGGAUGAAGAAGAACUCAAAAGAUGCCCCGUCGCUCAAGAACACUACGUCUUGUACAAAAUAUUCAAGAAAAGCGGGGCCGGGCCCAAGAACGGCGAGCAGUACGGUGCGCCGUUUGUAGAAGAAGAAUGGAAUGAUGAAGAUUGUAUCGAUUGUUUGGAUGUUGAUUCGCUUUUGGUUCAAAAGCCGAAUCCAGUCCCGUUAUAUGAGUUUGAAAAUACAAGUACCCGAGAAGAAGGAGACGAAGGAAUCGGUUUAUCGAAUGAUAUGAUUGAGUUUUUAAAUAAAAUCAUCGAUGAACCCGAUAUUCUUCCACCGGAUCCAAAAAUCUUGGAAAAGAACGGGAACGUUUUGCUCGAGGGUUCUUCGAGUCAAGUCGAGAAAGAUUUUCUCGAACUCGAUGAUUUGGUUGGUUUGGACACGAGAAUUUCUAACUCGGUUACCGACUUUUAUUCGAUUUCGGACUUCGAUUUUUACCAUGAAUCUCAAGGAGUCUAUAAUAUGGGCCACUUGGAGUACGGGCCCGGGCUUGGGCCCGAAAACUUGGGCCUUGUGAGUGAAGUUGUGAAUAAUGUUCACGAACUGCACGAUGAACUCCCCGUAAGCUACGAUCUAUGGAAUCACUGUGAUCAAAGCCAUAGCAGCAUCAUGACUGUUCAAACGGUUCAUGAGCCCGUUCCAUCGUCAGAUGGACAAUGGGCCAAUGGCAAGAGCUCUCGAGCCCGACUCGUGGAGUUCAAGACCAAGCUUGUUUAGCCCGUUUCAUGAGCGGUAUAAUACCAUUAGCUGAUUUAGUCAUUUUCCCGUUUUUCGUGAUUUUUUUAGGUGUGGUAAUCGAAGAAAAUCUAGCGAGGCCCGAAUAUUAUCCAAAUCAAUGUCCCGAAAACAUGGAAAAUAAUACGGAAUCUUGGUUUUCGUCUGCUGUAUGGGCUUUUGUUGAUUCGAUACCGACAACUCCAGCUUCGGCUUCAGAAAGCAGUGCAGUUGUGAACAAGGCGUUUGAGCGAAUGUCUAGCUUUAGCAGGGGUAGAAAUGUAAAUUUAGCUGCUGCGGCCGCUAGUGGCAGCGCCACGAAAAGGUUAGGAAAACCGAAACCGUCGAGUUCAAGUAGGGGUAUUGUGUAUUUUUCUGUUUUUGGUGUGUUGUUUGCUAUAUUAUGGGUAUUUGUAGGAUCUUCUAUUGA
Molecule: messenger RNA, 1729 nt
Organism: Helianthus annuus (common sunflower)
Lineage: Eukaryota; Viridiplantae; Streptophyta; Magnoliopsida; Asterales; Asteraceae
Product: NAC domain-containing protein 17
Exons: 3
Coding region: 127-1302 (391 amino acids)
Biological process (GO): regulation of DNA-templated transcription
Molecular function (GO): DNA binding
Source: RefSeq, a predicted model, not a curated record